CUUUGACUUCUCGCGAUGUUCUCACAACUGCGAUAGACACAUAUCACAGCCGCUAAGUAAGCUAAAGAUAGGCUAAUUAGUAGCUACACGGUGACAUGUAGCGUCAGCUAACUUUACAGUUAGUCUCAAUGAAUGCGCUUCGAGAGUGACUGAGACAUGGAGCUAAGCAAUAUCAAGGACCAGUCUCCAUUGGUCCAGGCUAUAUUCAACCGAAAUGCUGAGGAAGUGACAUUUUUGUUAAACCAUAAUGGAGAUGUCAAUUCACUGGACCAAGAACAAAGCACACCACUACAUGCUGCUGCUUAUUUGGGGGAUGUCCAAAUUAUGGAUCUACUUAUUGCUUCAGAUGCAAAUGUCAAUGCUAAGGACCAGGGUUUGCUGACUCCUUUACAUAGAGCAGCUGCCUCUCGAAAUGAAAGGGCUGUGGAGCUGCUACUAAAGCACAAAGCCAAAGUCAACACACGGGAUAAAUUCUGGCAUACACCUUUACACAUGGCAGCUGCAAACUGGGCUACAGCCUGCGCUGAAGUUCUGAUACCACAUGUGUGCAGCCUGGAUGUUACAGACAGGUCAGGAAGGACACCGUUGCAUCAUGCAGCGCACAAUGGCCAUGGAAAGAUGGUGAACUUGCUCCUGAGCAAAGGUGCUAACGUGAGUGCCAAAGAUAAGAAAGAAAGGCAGGCAAUCCACUGGGCUGCUUACCUUGGUCAUUUGGAUGUUGUGAAGCUGCUGGUGUCUCACAGUGCAGAUGUGAUGUGCAAGGACAAAUGUGGUUACACUCCGCUCCAUGCUGCAGCUGCCAGCGGACAGUUAGAUGUGGUCAAAUAUCUGUUGAGACUGGGAGUGGAGAUUGAUGAACCCAACACUUUUGGAAACACCGCGCUCCACAUGGCCUGUCAUGUGGGGCAGGACACCGUGGCCACAGAACUGGUGAACUGCGGUGCCAGCAUCAAUCAGUCCAGCUACCAUGGCAACACGCCACUGCAUCUGGCUGCCAUCUCCUCCAGUGGGGUGAUGUGUCUCGAGCUGCUAAUCAACAACGGAGCUGAUGUCAACAUUCAAAAUAAAGAAGGAAAGAGCCCUUUGCAUAUGGCUGCUAUGCACGGGCGUUUCACAGGCUCCCAGAUCCUGAUUCAAAAUGGUGGUGAGAUUGACUGUGUUGAUAUCUGUGGAAACACUCCUCUGCAUGUUGCUGCCAGAUUCGGUCAGGAGCUGCUGGUCAGCACUCUGCUGACAAAUGGCGCUGACAAGUCCAGACAGGGGAUUCAUGGGAUGCUUCCACUGCAUUUGGCCGCGCUCUUUGGGUUUCCAGACUGUUGUCGAAAACUGCUCUUUAAUGGGCAGUUUUACAACAUUAUGUCAGUUGGGUUUGACAUAAACACCUUGGAUGACUACGGAAGAAGCUGUCUGCAUGCAGCCGCAUCUGGAGGAAAUGAUGACUGUCUUAACUUGCUGUUAAAUAGUGGCUCUGAAAUGGACGUAAAGGAUUACUUGGGAAGAUCACCGUUGCACUAUGCUGCAGCCAGCGGGAACAGACAAUGCACAGUCUCCCUGGUGAAAGCCGGAGCUGACGUCAAUGAGCUGGAUCUGAUGGGCUGCAGCCCCCUCCACUAUGCUGCUGCUUCACACACCGUCCGUGGAGGAGACACAAACACUAAUCUUGACUACAACGUGGAGAAGGAACAAGAGGCCUCACUGUGUUUAGACUACUUGCUCGAUAAUGGGGCAAACCCAACUCUGAAGAAUAGUAAAGGUUACAGUGCUGUCCACUACGCAGCAGCUUAUGGGAGCAAACAGCACCUGGAAAUGCUCCUGGAGGUUUCUUUCAACUGCCUAGAAGAAGUUGAAAGUAAUAUUCCAGUCAGUCCUUUGCACUUAGCCGCGUAUUAUGGUCACUGCGAGGCCCUGUGCUUGCUGUGUGAGACAUUAGUGAGUCUGGAUGUGCGGGACAUUGAAGGCCGAACUGCUCUCCACCUGGCUGCACAGAGGGGUUUUGUCUCGUGUGUGGAGGUGCUGUUGGAACAUCAAGCCUCCUUUACACUGAAGGAGUACAAGCGCAAGUGGACAGCACUUCAUGCUGCAGCUGCUGACGGCCAGAUGGACUGUCUGCUGCUACUGGUCAACAAGGAACAAAGUGCCGACAUCAUUGACAGCCCAGAUACACAGGGACAGACGGCUCUCAUGCUGGCAGCUCUGGGACGUCACACCGACUGUGUCCACAUCCUGCUGGAGAAAGGAGCCAAGGCUGAUGCUGCAGACAAAAAGGGCUUCACUGCAUUACACAGAGCUGCUGUGUUGGGCAAUGAGGACUGUGUAUCCGCCCUAUUGGAACAUGGGGCUUCUGCUCUGUGUAGAGACUCUCAGGGAAGAACCCCACUGCACCUCGCAGCCUCCUAUGGCCACACGGAGCUCCUCCGCAGUUUACUAAAGGCUGCUAUGAAAGCUGACCCUCUGGACUCCUUGUUGGACCACAGAGGCUACACGCCCACCCACUGGGCUGCCUACCAUGGGCAUGAAGGAUGUUUGCACAUUUUACUUGAAAACAAACUUUUCAGCAAUCAGGAAGGAAAUCUGUUCACCCCAUUGCACUGUGCUCUAGUUAACCGACACGAUGUUGCUGCUAAACUUCUAGUCAAGACUGUUGGCCCUCAAAUUGUAACCGUGAGUGACACCAAAGGAAGGACCCCACUGCACGCCGCUGCUCAUUCAGGAAAUGUCGCUGGGCUCCAGCUGGUCCUGGCCCAGGGAGCAGAGGUCAAUGCUGUGGACCACUGCGGAUGCUCUGCUCUGAUGGUUGCUGCUGACUGUGGACAGACCGUGGCUGUUGAGUUCUUGCUGCACAAAGCGAAGCCAGACCUGACCCUGGUGGAUGUCAAUAACAACACAGCCCUUCACUUAGCCUGCAGCAAGGGUCAUGAGAUGUGUGCCCUGUUGAUCCUGGGAGAGAUCAGCGACUCCUCACUCAUAAAUGCAACAAACAGUGCUCUUCAAAUGCCUCUUCACAUUGCAGCGAGGAAAGGCCUGGCGACUGUAGUGCAGGUGUUACUGAGCAGAGGAGCAGCAGUCAUGGCUGUAGAUAAGGAAGGCCACACACCAGCUCUGGCCUGUGCUCCGAACAAAAACGUGGCAGACUGCCUGGCCCUGAUCCUCUCUACCAUGAAGCCUUUUCCUCCCAGAGAGGCUGGUGGUGGUGCAGUCUCCCACCUCAACCCCAUCCUGAAAAACUGCAGUAUUGCUGCCACCUGCGGAUCCAGUGGAAACCUGUGUCAUGCCUGAGUUAAGGACCGGGCAGGCAGUAUUGGCCUGAAAUGUCAUCCCAGUGUUGCCCAAAGUCUCCAUGUAAAACCACACACAUGCACAUCUCCAUAAACAAGUGUGGUCAGCUUCUUGUAUGCUAUGACAUUUAUACGUCACAUGUAGCUGCACGUACACUAUGUGCUCAUCGUAGGUGUAGUGCUAGCGCCACACCGCUUUUUUUCUUCUGCAAGAGAGGAAAAAGAAUAUUUACAUAAUCUGGUUGAAAUUCAUAACGUUACAUUUUUGUGGGCACCUGAAGAUCCAAUCAUCAGUGAAGUGCAAAAUGAAUGGUCUAAGUUAUGAUAGUAAAAUUUAAUGUGUGGUGAUCGAUUCACAACAUCGACUCCAACAAUGCAAGCUCCAACGUGCAGAAUCUCCACCUGUGGAUGUUUGUGUCUUGUCCAACCGCAUAUUGAUAAUGUGGAUGGUUCACAACAACGCAGUUUAGUGUCGACUACAGGCUGUUUACAAAAGGCAAGUGAUCAUCCAGACUGACAAACUAGGACGCAAUCUGCAGGAGGGGCAGUGGAGACAAACAUCAGAUGUGACGAUCAGCAGCAGAAACGGACUUUACGUUUAAGGAUGUGUCCCCUGGUUGCCCAUGGAGAUUUCGCCCUAGUAAUAAGAUUAUCUGUGGCUCUAACAUUCACCCUGAGACAAACUCACUUUCUGCCACACCAGAGAAUAAAGUCAGUCUAACAUUUGAUCACGUGGAUAAUUACAGGUUCCACCAUAGGAAAAGUGUUUACAUAGGCCUCAGAACAAGCCACACGUUAAAGCGUCAUAGGUGUGCUCUGGAGUUUGGCUUACAAGUGUAUGUCUUUCUUCGUACUUAGUUUAAAAUAUCUAACAGGUGCUGCAAAGCUUUUAUGCAAUUAAUAAGACACGUUUGUUAUCCUGUCCAGACGACACUACACUGCUCUAAGUAACAUUAUUAUUGUUCUAAUGUUAUUUACAUUUAGAUUUAGUACAGAAAACGGUUACAUGCACAUGUAGAGUUUUAAUGUCAAGUAGCUUCCUGAGUCUAGUGUGUUUAUAGUUUACUUGUAUGAUCUUGAAAAUCACAAAUUAUGGAAAAGUAGCCUCAGGUUAGCGUGUACUGUACUGUAGGUGCAAUAAAAAGCACAUCCUGAGCUGGAUGUUAACAUCACGAGUAUGAAGUGCAACAGAAGUAUUAUUCAGGUAAAGAAGCCAGAGAAUAAAGCAAACAAAUGCAAGGUCAAAGAGCUAAAAAUGAAACGUACAUAAAAACCGUUUCAAUGCACAAAAAAACAGAAGAUUCUUUGUCUUUGAGCAUCAAAGAUGUUUUUAGUAAAUGUGACAUUUCACUACUACAUAUGUAAAUAAAAAUAGUUUGAGCUAUUAUUUAAGUGCAAAUUGUUCUGAGAACCCAAGGUGACAUUUUCAUGAGUUGUUUUUUCCUGAUCAGCACUAAAACUUUAUUUUAGACUGAUGUCAGACCAACAGAUGUUAUUUUACAGCGGCCAGUUAUCAGGGUUGGUUAACUAAACAUUGACAGUUUGAUAAUCAAGUAAUCAGUAGUUUCACUUUUAUCUGUACAAUGAAAUAUUUCAUAUAUGUUAUAACUGAAAUAAGGAAAACUGAUAGCUUUCUUUUAAAUUACUGCUUUGGUAGUUUGUACAGGUACAAAGAUGCCACUGCACCUCUCUCUUUCUAGGUCAAGGGUUUUUUAACAAAAAGAAAUGUGCAUUAAAUAUUUACCUCAGCAUUGGAUAUUUUGCCCUUUUCCUAAGUCCUUGACUUUUUCCACUAGUAGUACCUGCUGUCUUCUCUUACAAUGGCUUUAUACUCUGAAAUGAAAGUUUACAUUUCACAGUAGGGGAUCCUUCUUGGGUUUAUGCAAAUGUUUGAUAAAAUCUGAAAGUGCAUUUUACAUAUCUAACUUUCACCUUAACAGCAGACAUGAGUCCUGUGAGCAUCUCCUGCCUUGUUUGAUUUGGAUUCAAUGUGUGGUGAUAAAGGCAGUUUGAAAUUUCUUAAACAAGUUGCAUUUGUUGUUUGGCUACAGCUUUUCAUGUGAACAGAUUUUGGGUCUUCCAAACAUCUGACUGUGCAACAACCUGAAUGCUCUGUGUGGUUCAGUUGUGGACAGCUCCAUAGGAGAGACAAAUAAAUCACUACCAUC
This is a messenger RNA of Monopterus albus (swamp eel), 5443 nucleotides long. It is a transcript of the gene ankrd52b, whose product is annotated as ankyrin repeat domain 52b. The record is from RefSeq and is a predicted model, not a curated record. Gene Ontology annotation, molecular function: protein binding. The transcript has 28 exons. Bases 157 to 3276 code for a protein of 1039 amino acids. NCBI's taxonomy places the organism in Eukaryota, Metazoa, Chordata, Actinopteri, Synbranchiformes, Synbranchidae.